This is a messenger RNA of Loxodonta africana (African savanna elephant), 1479 nucleotides long. It is a transcript of the gene CHIA, whose product is annotated as chitinase acidic. Gene Ontology annotation, molecular function: chitin binding; chitinase activity. Gene Ontology annotation, cellular component: extracellular region. The record is from RefSeq and is a predicted model, not a curated record. Gene Ontology annotation, biological process: carbohydrate metabolic process; chitin catabolic process. Lineage: Eukaryota; Metazoa; Chordata; Mammalia; Proboscidea; Elephantidae.
AUGGCAACCACGGCAAAGCUUAUUCUCCUCACAGGUCUGGCCCUUCUGCUGAAUUGUCAGCUGGGUUCUGCCUACCUGCUAACAUGCUACUUCACCAACUGGGCCCAGUACCGGCCAGGCCUGGGGCGCUUCAAGCCCGAUGGCAUCGACCCCCACCUCUGUACUCACCUGAUCUAUGCCUUUGCUGGGAUGAGCAACAAUGAGAUCACAACCAUUGAGUGGAAUGACGUGACUCUCUAUCAAGCUUUCAAAGGUCUGAAAAACAGUAAUAACCAGCUGAAAACUCUCUUGGCCAUUGAAGGCUGGAACUUUGGAACUGCCCCAUUCACUGCCAUGGUUUCCACUCCUGAAAACCACAAGACUUUCAUUGCCUCAGUCAUCAAAUUCCUUCGUCAGUAUGAGUUUGACAGGCUGGACUUUGACUGGGAGUAUCCUGGCUCUCGUGGGAGCACUGCUCAGGACAAGUACCUCUUCACCAUCCUGGUGCAGGAAAUGCAUGAAGCUUUUGAGCAGGAAGCCAAGCAGGCCAAUAAGUCCAGGCUGAUGAUCACCAGUGCGGUAGCUGCUGGUAUCUCCAACAUCCAGCCUGGCUACGAGAUCCCCCAGCUGUCCCAAUACCUGGACUACAUCCAUGUCAUGACCUAUGACUUCCAUGGCUCCUGGGAGAGCUACACUGGAGAGAACAGCCCCCUCUACAAGUAUCCCAGUGACACUCGCACCAACGCUUACCUCAGUGUGGAAUAUGCCAUGAAUUACUGGAAGGAUAAUGGGGCACCAGCUGAGAAACUCAUCGUUGGAUUCCCAACCUAUGGACACACCUUCAUCCUGAGCAACCCCUCCAACACCAGCAUUGGUGCCCCCACCUCCAGUGCUGGUCCUGCUGGGCUCUACACCAGGCAGGCUGGAUUCUGGGCAUACUAUGAGAUCUGUACCUUUCUGAAAAAUGGAGCCACUCAGGAAUGGGAGGCCUCUCAGGAGGUGCCUUACACCUAUCAGGGCAACAAGUGGGUUGGCUAUGACAACAUCAAGAGCUUCAAUAUCAAGGCUCAAUGGCUUAAGCAGAACAACUUUAGAGGUGCCAUGGUCUGGGCUAUUGACCUGGAUGACUUCAGUGGUACUUUCUGUAACCAGGGCGAGUUCCCUCUGAUCUCAACUCUGAAGUAUGCCCUUGGCCUGCAGAAUACAAGUAAAUUGCACCCCCCAGCUCAGCCCAUUGCCCCUAUAACUUCCGGCAGCAGAAGCAGCAGCUGGGGCAGUGGAUUCUGUGCUGGCAAAGCCAAGAGGCUGUACCCUGUGGCUAAUAACAGCAAUGCCUUCUGGCACUGCCUGAAUGGACUCACAUACCAGCAACAGUGCCAGGCCAUGCUUGUCUUUGACACCAGCUGUGAUUGCUGCAACUGGGCAUACACCCAACCUGUGCCCCAAUUCCCUACACUUCUCAAAAGUCUCCUUUGCUUAGGACAUCUUACUGCUGCCUAG